Molecule: messenger RNA, 1476 nt
Organism: Thyridium curvatum
Lineage: Eukaryota; Fungi; Ascomycota; Sordariomycetes; Thyridiales; Thyridiaceae
Exons: 3
Coding region: 1-1476 (491 amino acids)
Biological process (GO): proteasome-mediated ubiquitin-dependent protein catabolic process
Cellular component (GO): proteasome regulatory particle
Source: RefSeq, a predicted model, not a curated record
AUGGGUUCCGACCCGCAAUAUGCGAAAUGGCCUCUGCUGCCGCUGUCUCAGCACGUCUUCACCCUGACCAACCCUUACGCGACCAAGCCUGCGCAACAAGCAGCCGUCACCGCCCUCCAGGAUGCCAUCAACGAGCACAAGAUGGCUCCUCUCUACAGGUACCUCGCACAUCCUCUCGAUGGCGUCCUGAACGCCGUAGGCGAGGGUGGCGCGAGCGCGCCCGGCAAGCCGCUCAGUAGGAAGUCAAGUACCGUGGGCAUGAUCGCUGCCAAGAACCCGACCGCGAGCAUCGCUCUGCCCUGGGACGAAGGCCUGUACCAACAACUCAAAGCCGACAAUGACAAGGAGCUCGAGGAGUUCCAGAAGGAGGAAGACGAGGCCGUUGAGAAGGCUGGCGACACUGAGAUUCUUGCUGCAAGGGGCAAGAGGGCAGAGUUCUACGCCAGAGUUGGCGAUAAGGACAAGUCGAUAACCUCAUACGAAGCUCUGCUGGAGAAGACGGGCAUCCUCGGCACCAAGAUCGACCUGACACUUGCCAUCAUCCGCAUGGGACUCUUCUUCGGCGACAAGAUGCUGGUCAAGAAGCACCUCGAGCGUGCCAAGACCCUCGUCGAGUCUGGCGGUGACUGGGAUCGGAGAAACAGGCUCAAGGCAUACGAGGGCCUCUACCUGCUGACCGUGCGCUCCUACAACCUGGCCGCCCCUCUGCUCCUCGACAGCCUGUCAACGUUCACCAGCUAUGAGCUGUGCACCUACACGAACCUCGUCGUCUACUCUGUCCUGGCCGGCUCCGUCAGCCUCAAGCGGGUCGACUUCAAGUCCAAGGUCGUCGAUGCCCCCGAGAUCAAAGCCAUCCUUGGCGACGGCGAAGACAAGCUCCUCGCGCUCUCGGGCGCCCUCUCUGCGGGCCCUGGCGCCGACGCCGACGCCGCCGCGGACAACAAGACGGCGCCCCAGGCCGCCAAGACGGCCGUCGUCAACCUGACGACCCUGGGCUCGAGCGUCGACCAGCCCGAGGCCGAGAUGGCCGUCGACUUCUCGCCCCUGGCCCAGCUCGUCUCGAGCCUCUACAGCGGCAACUACAAGCUCUUCUUCCAGGCGCUCGCCCUCGUCGAGGAGCAGUUCCUGACGCAGGACCGGUACCUGCACGAGCACAAGAACUGGUUCAUCCGCGAGAUGCGCCUGCGCGCCUACCAGCAGCUCCUGCAGAGCUACCGCGUCGUCGGCCUCGAGAGCAUGGCCAACGACUUUGGCGUCACGGUGGACUUUUUGGACCGUGAUCUGGCCAAGUUCAUCGCCGGCGGCCGCAUCCCCUGCACGAUCGACCGCGUCUCGGGCAAGGGCGUCAUCGAGACCAACCGUCCCGACGACAAGAACAAGCAGUACCAGGAUGUCGUACGGCAGGGCGAUCAGCUCAUCACGAAGCUGCAGAAGUACGGCCAGGCUGUGCGCCUGAGAGGAAGCGAGAGGGCCUAG